UCCUGGAGAUUGAUUUCUCAGAGCUGACCCUGGAGGAAAUCAUCGGGGUGGGUGGUUUUGGAAAAGUCUACCGUGCAGUGUGGCGGGGCUCAGAGGUGGCUGUGAAGGCAGCACGACGGGACCUUGACGAGGACAUAGAGCAGACUCUGGAGAGUGUCCGUCAGGAGGCAAAACUUUUCGCCAUGCUCAAUCACCCCAACAUCAUGGCUCUGCUCGGGGUGUGUCUGCUGGAGCCCAACCUGUGCCUGGUCAUGGAGUACGCCCGGGGCGGCCCCCUCAACCGGGCCCUCGCAGGAAAACGCAUCCCCCCGUGCACCCUGGUGGAUUGGGCCGUGCAGAUUGCCCGGGGCAUGCACUACCUCCACAGUCAGGCUAUUGUCCCCAUUAUUCACCGGGACCUCAAGUCCAGCAACAUCCUAAUCCUUGAGAGGAUUGAGAUGGAAGACCUCAGCAACAAGACUCUGAAGAUCACAGACUUUGGACUGGCUCGAGAGUGGCACCGCACCACCAAGAUGAGCGCCGCUGGCACCUACGCCUGGAUGGCUCCCGAAGUCAUCCGCUCGUCCACGUUCUCCAAGGGUAGCGACAUUUGGAGUUAUGGCGUGCUGAUGUGGGAGCUGCUGACAGGAGAAGUUCCAUUUCGAGGGAUCGAUGGUCUUGCAGUGGCUUACGGGGUGGCAAUGAAUAAACUGGCUUUGCCCAUUCCCUCCACCUGUCCUGAACCCUUUGCACGUCUUAUGGAGGACUGCUGGAGCACAGACUCUCACUCCCGGCCACAGUUCACAACUAUUCUGGACCAGCUGACGGCCAUUGAGGAGUCUGGCUUUUUUGAGAUGCCAGCAGAGUCCUUCCACUCUCUGCAGGAUGACUGGAAACUGGAGAUUCAGGAAAUGUUUGAUCAACUGAGGACCAAGGAGAAGGAGCUGCGAUCGUGGGAGGAGGAGCUGACCCAAGCGGCACUGCAGCAGAAAUGCCAGGAGGAGGCGUUGAGGAGGCGUGAGCAAGAACUAGCCGAGCGGGAGAUCCACAUCCUGGAGCGGGAGCUCAACAUCAUCAUUCACCAGCUCUACCAGGAAAAGCCUCACGUGGAGAGCAGGCAGGGCAAGUUCCGCCGCAACCGCCUUAAACUCAAGGAUGGGAACAGAAUCAGCUUGCCUUCAGAUUUUCAGCACAAAAUCACAGUGCAGGCUUCUCCUUCACAUACUGAUCGGCGAAGGAGUUUGCUCAGCAGCGGUUCCAGUCCUCAGACCAGUCCACCUAUUCUACCCCGCUUGAGAGCCAUCCAACUGACUCCAGGGGAGGGAUGUGCAGCCUGGGGUCGCAACACAGGUUUUCAGCAGGAUGACGAGGAGGGUGAGAGGAAGGGAUCCAGGAAAAAGGGCAGAUCCCGCGGGUGUGGCCCAUACAGGGAGCACAGUGCUGAUGCCACUGUGAAGCCUCCCCAAGAAGGCAGCAGGCAGCGGUCUUGCAGCGCCCCAAACCUUCGCAGAUCCCCGAGACACAGUCCAGCAGUGCCUGGAGUGCCAAGCCUUGUGGAGAUGGAAAAUGAAGACUGCUGCUUCACUACUGAGCCAGGAGUAGCUCCUGGUCAGUCCUACCUCUGCAUCCCCUUCCAGAAAGAGGGCCACACGGGUGGUGCUGCUACUGACGGUAAUGGAGAUGAGUACUGCCCCAGCGGCCAGGUUCCAGGAACACCACCAUGCAGGAAGAGCCCCGGUGGGGGCCGGCGGUCUGAGCUGGUCCUUUUGGGCUGUGGAGCUCUGCUGGCAGCCGUAGGACUAGGCUGCAACCUGCUAACUUUGUCCCAACCAGAGGAGAGCAUCAAAUCACGAUGGGAGGGUUUCUUCCACAGAACAGGGGGCCAGAGGCGGAGCACCAGCCCCCAGACUCGCAGACUGUUCCGACGGGAAAGCCCACUGAAACCCACAGCACCUUCGCUGCCCGAGCGAGGCUUGCCACCCUCUUACACGCUGCUGUCCUUAUCAUCAGUGUCUGACUGCAACUCCACCCGCUCAUUGCUGCGCUCUGACAGCGAGGACUUGUUGGUCUACCGCCCCUCCUCACCGCCCGCACAGCCUCCUGUCACACACCAUCAGGCUAUCCAAGCCCCAUUCAACCCGCUGGUCAACACCCACCUUGAGAGCUUCAAGCGUAACCCCCGCCAAUCUCUCACACCCACACAUGUACCCUGCGCCCCAAGUUCCUCGCGUAGCUUGCGUCGAACACCAUCGGACGGGGCCAUCAAAAAGAGCUGCCCUCCUAAUAAUCUGGAACCACUGCCAGAAAGAACAGCAUUAGAGAACACGGGGGGCUUCAGGGGUUUAAAAGAAGACUGUCCUGAAGUCCCCCGGCUCCCAGAUCCAAAUGUUGUGUUCCCACCAACUCCCCGUCGUCGUUGUGCUCCUGAACGCCCCAAAACCCUUGACUUUGUGGCUCGACCUCGGCCUUCACCACGGGCACGCUCUGAAGUGUUUUGGGCGGAAGUGAGGCCCAGGGGAAACGGACAAAACCUGGGGAACAGCGAGUCCCCCGCCCACACCUCCAGCACAGAGACUCCUCCAACUGUAGAGUUUGGUAGAGACCUGGUGGUGCUGCCCACCCCCAUGGAGGCCCCAACGCCCUACUCCCCCCGAAGGAAGGAAAACCUGUUGGAUCAGCUGGAUGAGGGACAAUGCCGGGAUGGAACAGUCCCACUCUGCAGACCAGAGAUCAGCUUUCCCAAAGACUCACCUUACCGCUACAGACCUGGAUUCUGGUCCUAACUCAACCCCAUGUGCAUACAACCCCAGCCCUUUACCAAUCCAACACCAGGAGGGGAUUGUCCCUGCUGUUAGCCUUUGAUUUGUUACAGGUCUUGGUACUUUCAAAAUGAAUCUGUUUCUAGCUUUAAUCAGUGCAUAAUGUGGGCGGUUCACCUUUCCCCAUCUACAAUAUUGUGACUAAAUCACCAGAAGACAUUUACUAUGAAUAUUUGAUCUUUCUGGAGUUUGUUGUAUUGCCAUUUGUGAUAAAUUGGCAUCUAAAACUACUGAAGCAAACCCUGAAAAGUAUUUGAAAAAAAAUAUUUGACCCAGGUCUGGUUGUUAAUGCAUUAUUGGGACAGAAUAACCAUUUUCUUGAUUUCUCUCACAUUUGUCAUCCAUGAUGUAAACGUUUUCAUUUAUUUGGGAAUAAACUGAUUAAGUGCUUUGUAGCAGAAUGUCAUUGACAGUUUCACAGAGCUUUACAUACUUUUAUUAAUUUCAAGCCUGAGUUCAAGAUUGUGCAUUUAAUGAAGUGCACUUUCGGAAAGCAUCAUGAAUGUAAAGCUUCAGGUUUUUGCCAUUGUCAAAAAACGUUGUCUCUGAUUAUUUGUAAUUCGUCAGUAAAAGCAUUGUGUUAUUUGACCUCCUGUAUUAUUCACUAUGCUUUGUUAGUGGCUGAGCACCUGUCAUCACCAAUCACCUUGUACAGAGCACCAUCCCAGGGACAAGGGAAUGCUGUUGUAUAAUAUAAGCACUUCUUUCCAUUAGCAACCCGCAGUCUUGAAACAUUGUCAUUACAAUGACUGUACUAUAAAGAAGAAUGUCACUACUGCUUGGGUUCGAAUAGGGACCGAAACACUGUCCAGAAGUCACAACCAAAUAUAUCAAAGAACUCAUUAAUUCCCUAUUGAGUUCAUUCUUUAUUUGUGACCCUGUCAGAGCAGCUUGUUUGGAUCCCGAUCCACCAGUUGAGAAACAUUUUUCCAAAUUAAAAAGGGAACAUUGUAUUUGUAAUCUGUAAAUUGUCUGCCUCAUAAAUUGUUGAUCAAGAGAAGAUGAGGGAUGUAAAGUGUGUUUUUGAUUAUGUAUGUGACAAACUGCAUGUGAGUGUUGAAUGGCACACAGGUGAAGCAGGCCCUGGUGGCAUGUGGAACUUUAUUCCCAAUUAUUUACAUUUGUAAUGAUUUAUUUAAUUUUAUUUAUUGAUUAAUUUAUUUGAUGGUUUAUUUUUGUAAUGCAUUGUAUUUGCCUUCAUUUUUGACACUUGUUAAUGACAUCCAUGAAUGUUAAAUGUGGCUUCCAAGAAAAUGCAGCUACAUGUUUUUUGCUUCAUAUUCAUUUGUCUGUUUCAUGCAUUUUAUCUUCAGGUUGUUUUUAGUUUUUUUGCUGCCGUUUUUUUUUAACAAGGUUGCAAGUAAUUCCAAUCAAACUAAAGAACUAAGCUGGCACAAUUAUAAAUUUUAAUUAAUAUUUGAUAACCAAUUAAUUGUUUAAGUAAUUUACCAAGUAGAAAUACCAAACAUUCCCUAGUUUCAGUAUCUCAGUUGUGAGAAUUUGCUGCUUUUCUAUAUCUUACCUGAUAGUAAACAGAAUUUUGGGAGGUUUUGGACUGUUGUCCUGGGAAGACAAGCAAUGUGAUGGCAAUAUUGGGCUUUAUGAAAUUGGAGUGGUUUUUAUUUUAUUUUAUAGAAUAGAUAAAAUAAUAAACAAAUUAAUCAAUUAUGAACAUCAUCAUUAGCUGCAGCCCCAUAUCCAACAGUCAAAAAAGUUAACUGAGCUAAACGCAUGUAAACAUGGGAUGUGCACAUUGGUUAGUUCUUGUUUCUACAUUUUACUUUAGUUUGUCUGCACCAGACUGGGGUUACAUAUUAAUUUAAAAUAAUUUAUACUGUUUUUUUAACCUGCUUGACAAAUUCACUGUAUUAGGGGAAUCUCAGUUGGUGCAAGGUUACUGGUGCUCUCUGAAAUGAUAAUCCUACUCAUCAACUGUCAAACUAUCAGGUAAAAAACGAAAACUUAUUCAUUUUCAGUUAUUUUAAAAACACUAUCUGACUCUUAAUGCCUGUCUAUCUCAAUUCAUUUUCAAAUGUAAAGCGACUUCUAAGCCUGGAUGAUAGCAUUCCCUAACCUUUGAUCUGUCUUUAUUGCAAGUGUGACCCAAUGUCCGUGUAAAUGUGAAUGCUUCUUCUCUGAGGACUGUGCAGAAUGUGAUCAUGCUCAAUGUACAAAUUCAGUAUUUCAACUAAGGGUGCUAGUUGAAACAAAGCUCUCCCUCUGAGGUGUAGCCAAGCUGUCAUUAUCUGUCUGUAAUGUUACCACGAAUAAGCUGAUCUUACUGUUGCUGAUGGACAUUGUUCAGGUUGGGAAUAGUACUAUAAAUGACUGACUUGUAUUUGCACUGUAACACACUGAUUUGAGUAAAAUCAUAG
Molecule: messenger RNA, 5173 nt
Organism: Micropterus salmoides (largemouth bass)
Lineage: Eukaryota; Metazoa; Chordata; Actinopteri; Centrarchiformes; Centrarchidae
Gene: map3k9
Product: mitogen-activated protein kinase kinase kinase 9
Biological process (GO): protein phosphorylation
Molecular function (GO): protein binding; ATP binding; JUN kinase kinase kinase activity
Source: RefSeq, a predicted model, not a curated record